Messenger RNA from Sordaria macrospora k-hell, 3210 nucleotides. RefSeq lists its product as uncharacterized. Gene Ontology annotation, biological process: protein targeting to vacuole; intracellular protein transport; Golgi to vacuole transport. NCBI's taxonomy places the organism in Eukaryota, Fungi, Ascomycota, Sordariomycetes, Sordariales, Sordariaceae. The record is from RefSeq and is a predicted model, not a curated record. Gene Ontology annotation, cellular component: endosome membrane; AP-3 adaptor complex; membrane coat.
AUGCCCCUUAGGUUCGAAAAGUCACUGUACGACCUCAUCCGAGGUCUGCGUAACCACAAGGGAAACGAAAAGGAGUACAUCCAGAACUGUCUGAAAGAAUGUCGUUCCGAGAUUAAAAGCCAGGAUAUGGAUGUCAAGGCCACGGCCCUACUCAAGAUCAUAUACCUAGAGAUGAACGGCCAUGACAUGUCCUGGGCCUCCUUCCACGUCCUCGAGGUCAUGUCCUCGCCUAAAUACCACCAGAAGCGCGUUGGAUAUCUCGGCGCCGUCCAGAGCUUCAAGACCGAUACCGAAGUGCUCAUGCUAGCCACCAACCUCCUCAAGAAGGACCUCUCGGCCUCCUCUCCAAUAGUCAUUUCGCUCCCGAUUGCGGCGCUUCCACAUAUUAUAACGCCAUCUCUCGCCCUCUCCGUACUAGCAGAUCUGCUACCGCGCCUUAGCCACUCGCAUGCGGCUAUCAGGAAGAAGACCAUCGUUACACUAUACAGGCUAGCCUUGGUAUACCCAGAGACACUCCGAGCAGCAUGGCCCAAAAUCAAGGAGCGACUUAUGGAUAAGAACGAGGACCCGAGCGUUACAGCGGCGAUUGUGAACGUGGUGUGUGAACUAGGCUGGCGGAGGCCCCAGGAUUUCUUGCCUUUGGCUCCGCGCCUGUUCGAACUAUUGGUUGAUGGGGGUAACAACUGGAUGGCGAUAAAGUUGAUCAAACUGUUUGCAACCCUCACCCCUCUAGAACCGCGUCUCGUUCGUAAGCUUCUGCCGCCCUUAACCGAUCUGAUCCGAACAACGCCAGCAAUGUCUUUGUUAUACGAGUGCAUCAACGGUAUCAUCCAAGGGGGAAUUCUCGGAGAUUCGGAAGACGACGGAAGGGAGGAAAUUGCCAGCCUUUGUGUUUCAAAGCUUCGUGGCAUGAUCACUUUCAAUGGCGAUGCAAAUUUAAAAUAUGUGGCUCUUUUGGCCUUUAACCGGAUCGUGGUCACACACCCGUUCCUUGUUGCCCAACAAGAGGACGUGAUUAUGGAGUGCAUCGACAGCGAAGAUAUUACCAUUAGGAUAAAGGCCCUUGACCUGGUACAAGGGAUGGUCAGCAGCGAUAACCUGAUGUCCAUUGUCAGCCGGCUUAUGAGGCAGCUCAAGACAUCUUCCAGCUCGAACAAUGACCAGUUAGACGAUCUGUCAACCGACUCGAGCGAAGAAAUGGGCGCUGAACGGCGGUCUCGGAAGAGAGAUGAGGCCCCUCCUCUCCCCGAAGACUAUCAGAUCGACGUUAUUGGCAGGAUCCUGAAGAUGUGCUCGCAAAACAACUACUCCAGUGUGGUCGACUUUGACUGGUACAUUGACGUACUAACACAGCUCAUCCGGAUUGCUCCUGCGUCUCGUAAGGAGAUUGACUUGGACGGUAUAGCACUGGGAGCGAAAUCUGCCACAGCCGACAUCUCGGAGAGCAUCGGUAAUGAGCUCAGAAAUGUGGCUGUCAAGGUGAAGGCCGUGAGAGUUGCCGCUGUCCGAGCUGCCGAACUUAUUAUCGCAAAGUUGACGAUGGAAUCAACUUCCCAUCAGGUGACAUCAGGCUCACUUAAGCCUGUUGCUUGGAUCGCCGGAGAAUACGCAUAUCAGCUAUCAAACCCAAGCGACACACUCAAUCACUUAUUACAGUUAAUACCGCGCAUCAGACCUCCAGAGGUUCUCGCAACCUGCUUGCAGGCCUCCAUGAAGUUGUUCGCGCUCAUUGCUGGAAACGACCAAACAUACUGGACAGCAGAACGAAAGUCGAUGGUAUCACUACUCAUGGCGCGGGUCAUUCAUACUUAUGAGCCCCUAAUCACCCAUCCAUCUCUUGAGGUCCAGGAACGGGCGGUGGAGUUUACCGAGCUCCUGAAGCUCACGGCCGAGGCAGCAUCGGCACAAGCGCCAUCAACGGACGAACUGCAACAAGACCCACCACUCCUUCUCACACAAGCGAUACCAUCUCUCUUCCAAGGUUGGGAGUUAAACUCCGUUGCAGUUGGCGCUCAGCUGAACGUCCCAAUGCCGGAGGGCCUGGACUUGGACGAACCUAUUCAUCCCAACCUCGGCAGUCUGCUGGCACAAGCAGACUCGUUGAUGCUUCCCAUCCAGGAAGACGAUGAGUUCGCGGCUUACUACAACGAAAAGGCCGCCCCAACCAGCAUAUCCAGCGAGCCAGCAAUCAACAGACUAAGGGAUGCACCCGAGACAGCAUCCUCCGGUUCCUACCAGCAAGCGACGGAGGAUAGCUACCUCGACGCCGACAUCAUUGCCCGUCGGAAGGCCGAACGGGCAGAGCGUAACCGCGACGACCCCUUUUACAUAGGCGGCCUAGGCAGUCCCUCUCGCUCACAAGGCACUUCCACUCCAAUACACAACAUCCUGCAAAACGAAAAUGGUCCGGACCUCGAUAUCGACUCCAUUCCUAUCAUGAAGCUCGACCUUGGCGCCAUCAGUUCCUCCGGCGUCGGCGCUCCCGGAUCAUACCAGCAACCCAAAGCACCCAAAUCACGUCCACAAAUCGUUGUCGCAGCAGACGAGACGCUGGUCGGCAGCCGUCCUUCCACCCCGCGAACCGGAAGUCAACACGACUCCGACCCCGAUCCUCCCAGCGCCAGCGCCAAAUCUCGUGCAGCAAAGAAGCUUAAGCAAUCCCUUUUGCAGGUUGACUCGAGCCACUUGCGCAACCUCAGCCUCGAAGCCAGCCAGUCUGACGAUCCAGGUACCUUGCCGCACGAGAAGCUGGCGGAGACCGAUGAGGAAAUGGCAAAGGCCAUGAAGGAAGUCCAACGACUAAGACUGGAAAUGCAGAGGGCUAACGAGAGGAUACAAGUCGCUCAGGGUGUCCCGAUGGAGGGGGUAGUGGUGAAGAGUAAGAAGAAGAAGAAGGAUAAGGAUGGCGAGAAAGAAGGGAAGAAGGGAAAGAAGGCCAAGGCGAAGGUUGAAGGGGGUGAUGGGGCAGAUGACGAAAAGGAGAAGAAGGUCAAGAAGAAGAAGAAGGCGACAGAGGGAAGUCAAGAAGAUGUGGCGGUAGAAGGAGGACCAGUUGGUGGAGAGGGUGAUGCGGUGGCGGUUAAGAAGAAAAAGAAGGACAAGGAAGGGACGGUUAAGAAGAAGAAGCCGAAGAGAAUUAUACAGCUUGAUGAUGAUGAGACGGGGGCUGGGGCUGGAAAUGGAGAGGGAGUUGAAGCUGGUGAGCCAUAG